This is a messenger RNA of Melopsittacus undulatus (budgerigar), 3027 nucleotides long. RefSeq names its product major facilitator superfamily domain containing 1 (gene MFSD1). The transcript has 17 exons. Gene Ontology annotation, biological process: transmembrane transport. The record is from RefSeq and is a predicted model, not a curated record. Bases 32 to 1609 code for a protein of 525 amino acids. Gene Ontology annotation, cellular component: lysosome. Gene Ontology annotation, molecular function: transmembrane transporter activity. Lineage: Eukaryota; Metazoa; Chordata; Aves; Psittaciformes; Psittaculidae.
GCCACGGGGAGAUCACGUGCGUUCCAGUCACAUGACGGCGGCCGUGAUGGUGGAGGAAGAGCGGGCGCUGUUGGGAUCUGCCGGUGGUGAUGAUGGCGGCGGUUCUCCGGAGGCCUUCCGUUCCCUGCCCUCCGCCUGCGACCCGCGGCGCCUGCCGCACCGGCUCAUUAUCCUCACGCUCAUGUGUUUCCUGGGCUUUGGCAGCUACUUCUGCUACGACAAUCCGGCGGCUCUCCAAACGCAGGUUCAACGGGAUAUGAAGGUGAACACAGCUCAGUUCAUGGCACUGUAUGCCUGGUAUUCCUGGCCUAAUGUGGUUCUCUGCUUCUUUGGAGGUUUUCUGAUUGACAGAGUUUUUGGAAUACGGUUGGGCACUAUAAUAUUUAGUAUCUUUGUUUGUGCUGGGCAGGUAGUUUUUGCUUUGGGAGCACUCCUUAAUACUUUCUGGCUGAUGGAUGCAGGCAGAUUCAUUUUUGGAAUAGGUGGAGAGUCCUUAGCAGUGGCACAAAACACAUAUGCAGUCAGCUGGUUUAAAGGAAAGGAGUUAAAUCUUGUGUUUGGAUUACAGCUAAGCAUGGCCAGAAUUGGAAGCACAGUGAACAUGAAUAUCAUGGGAUGGAUAUACUCUAGAGUUCGAGAUCUUCUGGGGUAUACUGGUCCCAGUACUCUUGGGUUAACUCUCAUGAUAGGUGGUGUAACAUGUCUGUUUUCACUGAUGUGUGCAUUAAUCCUCGCUUAUCUGGACAAGAGAGCAGAGAAGCUCCUUUCUAAAGAGCAAGGGAAAACAGGUGAAGUGAUUAAGCUAACUGAUGUGAAGGACUUCUCUUUGUCCUUGUGGCUUAUAUUCGUAAUCUGUGUCUGUUACUAUGCAGCAGUUUUUCCUUUCAUUGGACUUGGAAAGGUUUUCUUUAUUGAGAAAUUCAAAUUCUCACCUCAAGAAGCAAGUGCAAUUAACAGUAUUGUAUAUAUUAUAUCGGCACCCAUGUCGCCAGUCUUUGGACUCCUGGUGGAUAAACUUGGAAAGAAUAUCAUCUGGGUUUUGUGUGCUGUAAUAACUACACUUGCCUCUCAUAUUAUGUUGGCUUUUACCUUCUGGAACCCCUGGAUAGCAAUGUGUUUGCUAGGAGUGGCGUACUCACUGCUUGCCUGUGCCCUGUGGCCCAUGGUGGCCUUUGUUGUUCCAGAACACCAGUUGGGAACUGCUUAUGGCUUCAUGCAGUCCAUCCAGAAUCUCGGUCUGGCAAUUAUUGCUAUAGCAGCAGGGAUGAUUCUGGACACAAGAGGAUACUUGUUUCUUGAAGUCUUCUUCAGUUCUUGUGUUUGCUUGUCACUAAUAGCUGUAGUCAUGCUGUAUUUUGUGAACCACCUUAGAGGUGGUGAUCUCAACUGGUCUGCGAAGAAAAGGGAAAAACUGCAAGAAGCAGCUGCAACUGAAGCAGAAGAACAAGAGAGACUCAGACGUCAAAAUGAAGAUGACUUGGCUAAAUUACGGCCAAAAGCUGAUGACUUUAGUUUAAGGAAUAAAUAUCUCUCCAAACUAGGCGCUCAGCUACCUGAUAAUUACUGUUCCUAUUUAUCAACAAUGUCACACAGAAGCAUGUUGAAAUAGCAUCUUGCCCUACUUGCAAAAGCAGAAAUACGUGGAAGCUCCUGGUACACAAAGCUUUGUUUCCAGUACUGACAACUACCACAGCAAAAGCAGAGUGAUGCACCAUGCUUUUCUGCAAACGUAGAUCCUAUUUUUAAAACACUCGGCUUAAGCUCCUCCUCCUAUCGCACAUGAUGCUCAUGAAGAACCAUUUGGCUGUUUAUUUGAACCCAUGAGUUAUGUACUACAUGCUCCUGUCUAAAAUGCUCAGUGAGUAGCUUGAGACAAAAGCUAAGACUUGAGCUUAGUACACAACGAUGUCUGAAAUGUGAAAGCUUUGUUUCAGUAAUCAAAUUGUACUGAAAUGAGCUUUGGUAUAGGUCUGGGUUAUUUAUCCUCAAGCUGGACAACUUUGUUUCCAUAUUUGACAAUGGUCUGUUUCAUUUUUCUUACAGAAAAAAUGUGAGGAAAGGCUGCCAUUCAAGUAUUUCAGAGGAAACUAUGCAAUUCCAGUAUUACAGUUAAAAAAAUGUUAGCUCUUAAAUGUAAUGCUAGGUCAUGGAUUUAGCAAUAAUCUCAUGUAAGUCCUCAUUAAUGUGAAAAAUAACAGUUUUAAGAGUUGGUAACUAAAAACUAUGAGGAGUUAAAUGCAAACUGAAGUUGGCCUUUCAGUGGAAAAAGUGGUGUUCAAGUUCAUAAUAAAAGUUAAUGCUAUCCUAUAAUUUCAGUGGAAAGCCUGUUGCUGAACAGCUAGUUCCUAGUAACUCCUGCAGAAUGCAUUCUUUGAGUUGUUACUCAUAAAGACUUGCUGAUGUAAUUGGACAAACUAUUCCUAAACUAAGCUAAUCUUUCGUUAGAAGGCAAGAGCAUCUGGCUGGAACGCUAGGUAACCCAAACAAAUUGCUGCUUGUACAAGUAGAGUGUGAGGUGCACAGGGGAGUGAGCUUUCUGUGGCUGACUUCAGGGAGUCCUUGUGUGCAAUAAAAUGCUGAAGAGCCUUUGACAGAUUGCUUGACUGCAGAGAGAGUACUUUGUUAUAAAAAAAUGUUAUAUUUGUAAUAUUUUUUUUUGCCUUCAGUAAUUUAAGCAGACCUUCUGGAACUCAUGGUCUUAAGGGGUUUUUUAAAGAUACUUUUUAGUGAAGAUUUCUUUCAUGCUCCUGAAAAACCAAGAUCAUAUUCCUGAAAGAAUAAAGCAGGACUAUUUUUGUUAAUAGUUCUAUAUUUUGAAGAACAAUCUGUGAAAAUCUAUGUGAAUUAUGCUGGACUUACUGCUGAAGAGGAGUAGUACACUCACCUGUGAUAAUUCUUAUUGGUGCUUUCUGUGCUCCCUGUGAGAACUGAACACUAUCAGCUCUGAGACUGGGUCAUCCAAGUCAGUUUGUGUUUCUUUGUAGACUUGUGACUGCUCUAUCUUUAUUAAUAAAAGCCUUAAAUGGA